AAAAAACUAAACAAGGCUGUUAAAGAAAUAUUGCUAAUACAAGACUUCUACCGUUAUGGGAAGCAACAACAUGGACGAGAACUUUUUUCUUGACAUUCCAGAUGCCGCGCUAGAAGCUUUAAAUUUUGAACAAGAUGGAAGUCAAAACCACCCAAUAGGUUUUCCUGAAAUUACAGAGGAAGACUUAUCAAGCGUUAUUCCUCAAGAAGAAAUGUUGAAGGGAAGAGCGCUUAAAGGGGCCAAGAAAUUUCCCUCUGAGGCAGCUGCAGUUGGAAGCAAGGGUAUUAAGCACACCGAUUUUGAACAGCCCUGCACGUCCAAAUCCCUCAUUGCCCAAAACCCGCAACCUUUAAAGAGGGGCAAAAAAUUUCCCUCUGAGGCAGCUGCAGUCGGAAGCAAGGGUAUUAAGCACACCGAUUUUGAACAGCCCUGUACGUCUAAAUCCCUUAUUGAACAAAACCAGCCGGCAUUAAAAAAGGCCAAAAAGUCUACCUCUAAAACAGCAUCCGUUUUCAGGGCGGGGGGAAAGGGGCUCAGACCCCCCGCUUUUGAACCGCCCAAAGCUACCUCUACAACUUUCAAAAACCAUGGUAAGCGAGGCGGAGGCGGUAAAGCCCCUCGUUUUCAACAGACCUAUGCCUCCCCGACCCAAUCAGCUUUAAAAAUAAACAACUCUGUAGAAGGAACCGUGUCUAGGGGUGGGUUCGAGCAGGGUGAAGAAGUUAACCCCCAAGCUUUCGGAACCCGCAAAACCCCUGCUACAAAUAACAAUCUUCCUGUGGGGCUGGCCGCAUCAGUUGCUGCUUGUAACGAGCUGUUUAGUGUUUGUUCAUCUUUAAAGCGUUUAAUAGAUAAAAAGUUUCAAAGCUAAUUCUUGAGGUAUUUCAAAAACAAAAUUUUCCAGAAGAAAGGGUUGUUUUAGACCAAAAAAUAGCAGACACCCGGGCACUAAUUGAAAAGGUCGAAAGCGCGUUAAAGGGGGAAGGAAGAGGGUGACUACACAUGAAACCUAAAAAUGUAAAAAGGGGUUGGAAAAAAAAAUGGAAAAAAUCUAAAAUGUUAAGAAGGCUUUUGGCAAAAAGAAUAAAAAAAGCCAAAGCUAUUUUAAAAAAACAACCCCCCAACCAAGAAAGGGAAAUAGACCCUCCCACCCCUUCUUCUUCUUCUGAAGGUC
Gopherus flavomarginatus (Mexican gopher tortoise) is the source of this 1174-nucleotide messenger RNA. RefSeq lists its product as uncharacterized. The transcript is spliced from 4 exons. NCBI's taxonomy places the organism in Eukaryota, Metazoa, Chordata, Testudines, Testudinidae. The coding region runs from base 56 to 871 and encodes 271 amino acids. The record is from RefSeq and is a predicted model, not a curated record.